UUCGUUGUCAAGUUGAUAUUGACAACUUCUUGAGUUAGAGGCAAAAUGGGAAGACCGAAGUACUUCACACCGAACGAAGUAUCUGUUCAUAAUACAGCCGACGAUUUAUGGGUUUCAUUUCUGGGAAAAGUCUACAAUUUAACUCCACUUUGUGAAAAAUACAAAGGUGAUGUUUUGUUAAAGCCAAUCAUACAGUCUGCGGGAAAAGAUAUAUCACACUGGUUCAAUCCAAAAACAAAAGAGAUCCGUACACAUGUAGAUCCACAGACAGGUUGUGUCAUACCAUACUGCCCAAAUGGUCGGUUCAUCCACAUUCUACCACCAUACCCAGACAGCGAUUGGGCAAACGAUUUUGGUCGACCAUGGUGGAGGGAUGAGGGAUACCUUGUUGGAAUUUUGUCAAAGAAAACACGAAACAUAAAAAUUAUCAACACUCUUACUUCACAAGAACAAGUUAUUGAGGUGUGUUCAGAGGAGAUAAUGACGGAGAUUUUGGCUCGUUAUCUUCGUUACAAUGCCCAUGCUGCUAGCUAUACGUGGAAAUAUGAUGGCAGAAACCUGGAUAUGGAAAAGACACUAGAAGAAAAUGGAAUCCCAGAUGAAGAUGAAGAGUUUUAUAAACUGAGCAUGAAUGAUGACACUUUCCUUCAAGCAAUUCAUUUAUACUUCAAUGAUGACUUGACAGAGGCGUAACUCUGUCAUUUGUUGAUUGUUUUUGUACAUGUGUAAAUAGACAAACUGUAAUAUAAUGUUUUAUAUAAAAAAGAAGGUAUCAAA
Messenger RNA from Saccostrea echinata, 777 nucleotides. RefSeq names its product cytochrome b5 domain-containing protein 1-like. The record is from RefSeq and is a predicted model, not a curated record. Bases 46 to 693 code for a protein of 215 amino acids. The transcript has 4 exons. Lineage: Eukaryota; Metazoa; Mollusca; Bivalvia; Ostreida; Ostreidae.